AUGUUUCACGAAAAAGAUAAAAACAAGAUUAUUGCUUUUGCAAAGGUUGUAAAAGUAUUAGUUGGUUGGGCCGCUGAUUCAGAUAAAAUCAAAAGCCUAAAUUUACUUGUGAAUAGUAUAAAUAAAGGAUUGAAGAAAUAUUUAGAACUUUCAGAAAUCAAUAGAGAACCACCUGUUGGAAUUAGUGCAGGACCUGUUGAUGAUAAUAACUUACUCAGUUGGGUAUCCACAAUUUUAGGACCUGUAUGUGGAAUUUUCAAACUUGAGAUUGAUUUUUCACACGACUAUCCACUUAAACCACCAUCA
Messenger RNA from Entrophospora candida, 306 nucleotides. The record is from the annotation of a GenBank genome assembly. Lineage: Eukaryota; Fungi; Glomeromycota; Glomeromycetes; Entrophosporales; Entrophosporaceae.